Molecule: messenger RNA, 423 nt
Organism: Conger conger (European conger)
Lineage: Eukaryota; Metazoa; Chordata; Actinopteri; Anguilliformes; Congridae
Product: keratin-associated protein 21-1-like
Exons: 5
Source: RefSeq, a predicted model, not a curated record
AUGACGGGAAGACCGCCGUCCGGAUUACUUUCCACUUCCCUGUGCCGCGCCGUCGUUUACGGAACGGUGCUCGCCGUCACCAUGGUUACCGCGGCUGGGAUCACGCCCAGGCGCCAGACGGCCCAGUUCCAGUAUGGUUAUGGCUAUGGUUACGGUUACGGUUACGGUUACGGUUACGGUUUUGGUUAUGGCUAUGGCUAUGGCUAUGGUUAUGGUUAUGGUUAUGGUUAUGGUUAAGGUUAUGGUUAUGGUUAUGGUUAUGGUUAUGGUUAUGGUUAUGGGUAUGGUUAUGGUUAUGGUUAUGGUUUUGGUUUUGGUUAUGGUUAUGGCUAUGGUUAUGGUUACGGUUACGGUUACGGUUACGGUUACGGUUACGGCUACGGCUACGGUUACGGUUACGACCCUCACGUGUCCAUCACCUAG